AUGGAUUUGAACGACAGCACUUCACUGGCCGAGCUUAUGGCCAGCUAUCAGCCCUCUGAUACCGGGUACCGGGUGCCAAAAGAUGGAUGGAGGAUCUGUCUGGCCCACGAGUUCAAGGAGAAAAGAACACCGCUACAGGCCAAAAACGUGUCACUCUCCGACAUAGUCAAACACAUUGGCUUAGGGCUCAGGUAUCUAAAAUGGUGGUACAAGAAAACGCAGGUGGAAAAGAAGGCACCCUUUAUUGACAUGUUUCGAGCAUUGCCUCUCAGGCAAAUUUAUGGUGCACCUCUUGGUGGUAUCGGGGGAGGUACUAUUACCCGUGGAUGGAAGGGAGAAUUUUGUCGGUGGCAGCUCAACCCAGGAAUGUACCACUACAAAACAGUCAUUGCUGACCAGUUUACAGUGUGUCUUCGUAGGGACAGUAGGACAAUUUACCAGCAGGUGUUGUCCACUGAGCACCCUCACACGAUGCAGGGCUGGAACUGGGGUUACUGUGGCGAAUAUGCCUUUUACCAUGCGCUGUACCCUCGAGCCUGGUCCGUCUACCAUCUGCCUGGCCAGAAUGUCACGCUCACCUGCAGGCAGGUGUCACCUGUCAUUCCACAUGACUACAAGGACUCCAGCCUUCCUGUUGCUGUAUUUGUGUGGGAUAUAGAGAACAAGAAUGACUAUGCAUUGGAUGUCUCCAUCAUGUUUACCAUGGUCAAUGGGUCAGGCCACAAAGACGAUAAAAGCGGGGGUCACUGGAAUGAACCAUUCAAUUUGGAAAAGGAGGGAGAGUCUGUGUCUGGAGUUUUACUCCACCACUGCACUCCUGUGAAUCCUUACACUCUGUGCCUGGCAGCGCGAAAACAGUCUGACAGAGAGAUCAGCUAUCAGACUGCAUUCAGUCCAGAGGGCACCUGUAGUGCUCUGUGGAGUGACCUCAUUAACAAUGGCCGGUUGGACUCACCCAAGGGUCCCAGCCCUCCCACACAAAAAGGAGAGAAGGUGGCAGCGGCACUGGCUGUGGGCUGCUCUGUGGCUGCUCAAGGACACAACUGUGUAGAGUUCAGUCUGGUCUGGGAUAUGCCAAAAAUGACUUUUGGCUCAAGAGAGAAGGAACACAUGAGACGAUAUACACGUUACUAUGGCACCAACGGGGAUGCAGGCCCUUCUCUCUCUCACUAUGCACUUACACACUACAAAGAUUGGGAGAAGAGCAUUGAGGAAUGGCAGAGACCCAUUUUGGAAGAUAGUGCUCUUCCUUCCUGGUAUAAAUCAGCUUUAUUUAAUGAGCUAUACUUUGUUGUGGAUGGUGGAACCGUAUGGGUGGAGCUUCCUGAGGACUGUGAUGUCAGUGGAGGGCUCCGCCCUCAAGAAGGUGGUCUUCCAGCCCAGCCCCCUAUCAUCAAGGAGUAUGGCCGCUUUGCUUAUUUAGAGGGACAGGAGUACAGGAUGUAUAACACAUAUGAUGUGCACUUUUAUGCAUCUUUCGCACUCAUCAUGCUCUGGCCCAAACUGGCUUUGAGUCUGCAGUAUGAUAUCGCUGGCAGUGUGGUGCAGCAUGACCCCACAGAAAGGAUGAAUCUAAUGACUGGUAGAUGCUCAGCAGUGAAGACCCAGAAUGUAGUGCCUCAUGACAUUGGAGACCCAGAUGAUGAGCCUUGGACACGCGCCAAUGCUUACCAGAUUUAUGACACGGCUGACUGGAAAGACCUAAACUUGAAGUUUGUUCUACAAGUUUACCGUGACUACCACCUAACUCAAGAUACGCAGUACCUGCAGGAUAUGUGGCCCAUAUGUCAGGCAGUUAUGGAGGCUGAAUUGAAGUUUGAUAAGGAUGGGGAUGGGCUGAUAGAGAACUCCGGCUAUGCUGACCAAACUUAUGAUGGAUGGACUGUGACAGGACCCAGUGCGUACUGCGGGGGUCUGUGGAUAGCCUCUGUUUGUGUAAUGUGUAAGAUGGCACAACUUCUGAAGAGGGAUUCUGUAUACGAGCGCUACAGAGACAUCCUGGAACGAGGCAGCGCAGCAUUUGAUAAGCUGCUGUGGAAUGGCAAGUACUAUAACUAUGAUAGCAGUGGGCGAAGCCUGUCCAAUAGCAUCAUGUCUGACCAAUGCGCAGGUUAUUGGUUCCUGAGGGCAUCUGGACUGGGAAAUGGCGAGCUCCAGCCUUUCCCCAAAGAGAAGAUCCGCAGUGCUCUUAAAUCUGUGUUCGAUUUUAACGUGAUGAGCUUUGGCGGGGGGCAGAUGGGGGCUGUGAAUGGAAUGAGACCAGAGGGGGUGCCUGAUCGCUCCAGCAUCCAAUCAGAUGAAGUCUGGGUUGGUGUAGUCUACGGAUUGGCAGCUACUAUGAUUCAUGAGGACAUGCUGGAGGAGGGCCUGCACACUGCUGAAGGUUGUUACCGGACAGUGUGGGAACGAGCAGGAAUGGCUUUUCAGACUCCUGAGGCAUACUGUGAGAAGGGAAUCUAUCGCUCUCUGGGCUACAUGAGACCUCUUAGCAUCUGGGCCAUGCAACUGGCCCUGGACAAAACUGGCCAAAGUUACAGACCCAGACAGCCAUCAAACUCCUUAGACACAGUGGCUCAAUGAAUUCAUUAAACAGAACUGUCAUUAACAGAUGUGAUUUUUCUUUUGCACAUAAGCUCUCUGACCCCAACACAUGCUACACUUUGUAUAUAUUCAAAUAGGAAUUAAAACUGAUGUUUACUCACUGAAGAUGUAUGUGUACAUAGCAAAUUUGAGUUUAGUUUUAUGUAUGUGGAUGCUUCAAUUUGGGGUACCAGGUUUUCCAGACAUUCCCCCUUGAAAUUGUUGUGAUUUAUGAUUAAUUCCUGUGUAAGAUAGCAUCCAUCUGCAACUUUGACUCUGUAUCUUAAACAUACAGAUUUAAAUAAACAAUAGACCAACUUGA
This is a messenger RNA of Pygocentrus nattereri (red-bellied piranha), 2902 nucleotides long. It is a transcript of the gene gba2, whose product is annotated as glucosidase, beta (bile acid) 2. Gene Ontology annotation, biological process: central nervous system development; carbohydrate metabolic process; glucosylceramide catabolic process. Gene Ontology annotation, cellular component: membrane. The coding region runs from base 1 to 2580 and encodes 859 amino acids. Gene Ontology annotation, molecular function: glucosylceramidase activity; beta-glucosidase activity. Lineage: Eukaryota; Metazoa; Chordata; Actinopteri; Characiformes; Serrasalmidae. The record is from RefSeq and is a predicted model, not a curated record. The transcript has 16 exons.